Archocentrus centrarchus (flier cichlid) is the source of this 1945-nucleotide messenger RNA. It is a transcript of the gene snrnp35, whose product is annotated as small nuclear ribonucleoprotein 35 (U11/U12). The record is from RefSeq and is a predicted model, not a curated record. Gene Ontology annotation, cellular component: precatalytic spliceosome; U12-type spliceosomal complex. The transcript has a single exon. Gene Ontology annotation, molecular function: snRNA binding; mRNA binding. Lineage: Eukaryota; Metazoa; Chordata; Actinopteri; Cichliformes; Cichlidae. Bases 127 to 825 code for a protein of 232 amino acids. Gene Ontology annotation, biological process: mRNA splicing, via spliceosome.
ACUUGGAGGAGUGAAAACAUCUGGCGGCACCGGUGUGGUUUCAUACCUGACUUGUGUGGAGAACUAUUAUCCCUGAAAGUUCUUUCUAAAACACACCAGUCUCCUGUAACAGUAUUCUGAUUUAAAAUGGCUGACUGGAGUCCGAUUGCGAAGGUGUACGACCCGCUGAAAGCUGGCAGCAUCGACGGCACGGACGUGGAGCCCCAUGACCGGGCGGUCUGGAGGGCUAUGGUGGCCCGAUACAAGCCCAACAAAGGCGUCGUUGGAGACCCACUGCUCACACUUUUUGUGGCCCGGUUGAAUCCACAGACAACCGAAGAUAAACUGCAUAAAGUAUUCUCCAAGUAUGGAGAUAUCCAGCGACUCCGGCUGGUCCGGGACAUCGUCACGGGUUUCUCGAAAGGAUAUGCUUUCAUUGAGUACAAAGAGGAGCGGUCUGUGGUCCGGGCCCGCCGGGACGCCAACAAGCUGGUGGUGGACCAGCACGAAGUGUUUGUGGAUUUUGAACAGGAGAGGACGCUUAAAGGAUGGGUACCGCGGCGGCUCGGCGGCGGGCUGGGAGGGAAAAAGGAGUCUGGGCAGCUGCGGUUCGGCGGCAGGGACAGACCUUUCCGUAAGCCCAUUAAUCUUGGGGUUGAUCCGGGACAGGACUGGGGAGGUGGUGGAGGGAGAGAGAGGGAUAGACAAGGGGCGCGAGUCAGGGAGGACCGGGACCGACACAGAGCAGAGUGGGGCAGUGGAGGAAGGAGAGAUGACCGGGAUAGAGGCCGAGAGUGGGAUGACCGCAGGCGUGGAGACAGGAGCAGGCACCGGGACCGGAGAUGAAGCAUGUGCUUACACUCCAGUGGUACUGGAAGACUGACGGAUGGUUCAAAGUUCAGUGCAGCUGACUGCUUUAAAAGGAGGGACCCGAGUGUGUGACUUAGAUAUUUCUAUUACUGAUUACCUUGUUUUUGUGUGCUGAUUGUCAGGUUUCCCUCGUGAUGGUUUUUCAGAUUGCACUGUAUGGUAAUCAGCUGUUUGCCUGUAACUGACUUAUUCAGUAUUUCUCAGGGAAAUUUUACACUUCCUAUAGUGUAAGCACAUUUGUAAAACUUAAUUUUAUUUCUCAAAAUAAAAAUUUUAUAAAUGCACUCAUCAUUAUAGCGAAAAACUUUUCUUUUUAAAUUAUAAUACUGAUUGUAGCCAGCCAAGUGAUGCCAAACACCACAGGUGUCAAAAAUGAGGCCUGGGGGCCUCAAUCUGUCCAGUUAAGACUCCAGUCCGGUCCACUGGACAGCUUUGGAAAGUGUGAAGGAGGGCAUAAAUUCUGGGUUCAGGAAAGUUCCUGUUUUUUCAGUAUGAACUAUAGAAUUUUUGUUUGCUCUAAUUUGUUUUACAAUUGGUCCACAGUUAAAAAAAACAGAAAAGUAAAGAACCAAAUUUGAUGCAAACACAUUUGCUCUGUUACAAACUCUGUUUCAUGUAAUUAUUUAUUUACUGGCAUACACAUGCAGGGCAGGCAGUUGAAUCGAAUGCUUACUCAGCUCGGCCGUCUGAUCAUCAGUCCUGCGCAUUGAGGCAGAUCAGCAAUUAGUUAUGAGUCACUGGGUGGAUUCUCAAGCUGACCACAAAUAUUUCACAAGCCAUCAAUAAGAAAGAGGUCCAGAAAUGACUCUUGUGUUGUAUUAGAAGGUGCUGGAAACGGCUGAUUCACUCUAAGGCUUAUGUAACGGAAAAAACUAAAGAUUGAAGUGACUUUUCUUUUUAAGUAUGUUCUGAACUGAGUGGUAAACUGUGGAUAAUAGUGCUAUUUAUUUAAAAAAAAAAAAAGAGACAGUGAAGUUGGUGCAAGUACAUGUCAUAAAAACACCAAAAAUAAAAAAAGAUUUCCCACUGGUUUAUGUUUAUUACUGUUUAUUACUGUUAAAUAUGACUUUUUGACAUUUAUUAUUAAUUAUGCAUG